CAGAAGGGGGUCAUUCUCCACAUAUAGUUUCAUUCUAGCUUUUUUAUAGCACUCAACUCGAUAAUGUCUGUGCGCCGUAACCUUGAAUGGGUUUAAGUGACGACGCGUCUUUUUAUGCACGAUCAAAUGAAGAGUGAUACUUUGCGUUGUCUGAAUAGGUGUCCUCUUCAGAUUAGCAUCAUCAUAUCUCAGUGCUAUGUGCUGUAGUAAGAGCCGAGGGGGAGGCUACAGGAGGGACAAGGGUUUUACAUCUCAGAAAGGGGUGGAGCUUCAUACGGUUCUUCUAUUUUUUUUGAUGCUAUAGCGUUCAGUCUAUCACGUCCUCCCAAUCGCUCAGCACACCACCAAAAACCGUCAACUAACCUAAGACUGACGUGAUUUUGACAGGAGUAGACCAACAGGAAUUUACGCAUUGCUAUUUGUUGCGCAAUCAUACCAUUUCUUUGUCAAAUUUUUAACUUUUAAAAGUGGCCUACUCGUUCGCUAUUUUUCUAGCACGUUAUUACCCUUAUUUUAGCAUCGGGGAAUCCACUGCAACUUUUGAGAAAAGCAAGUGGUGCCUUUUGACAUUGUUAUUUUCGCUGUAGCACAUUGUGUUGGGUUGCAAGUUGCGCUUGGAUUGCUGGUUCUAUGGAAUCUUGGAAGUUCGUAUCAAGACCAGAACAACGAGGAUGCCAAGAGGAUACGCAGGGAGAAUCGGUUGAAGACAACAUUCAGACUGAAAACAGCACGGACCUUUUGCAUGAAUAGGCUACCUGCAAGACACACCUCUAUUGCCUAGGCUACUCAGAUUAAUUAGUGUUAGAUAAUGAAUAUCAUAUUGAUUUUAGACUGAAAGAUCAUUUUCAUUACAUGCUGUGAAUUGAAGAAAACUAUCAGAGAAUAUUUUUUAUAUAGUCGAGUACCGUUCCCGGUAACCUAUAAUUUACAAUUUUCUGUAACAGAUCGCGUUCAAUUUUCAAUGUGCCAUCAGCCGGACAAUAUUGCUCCUGUAUGUGAUUGAAACAUAUACAAUCUUCUCUUUUUGCCUCGCUGAAAAGCGCAUAUUGAUUGUGUUGCGGCAUCAUGAUGGAGGAACAAGCCCGGAUAAUGCAGGCGCUCAGCGGCGUGACUCUGGCUGGCCAUUCGGUACAAGGAGGCAUGGGACUACCGCCGCCCCACGGACACGAGGGGACCGAUGGGGACGGAAGAAAACAAGAUAUUGGGGACAUUCUUCAUCAAAUAAUGACAAUUACCGACCAAAGUCUGGAUGAGGCGCAAGCAAAGAAACAUGGAUUGAACUGUCACAGAAUGAAACCCGCGCUCUUCAGCGUUCUCUGCGAAAUCAAAGAGAAAACAGGUCUCAGUAUCCGGGGUGCUCAGGAGCAGGAUCCUCCGGACCCCCAGCUCAUGAGGCUGGACAACAUGCUGCUGGCCGAGGGCGUGUCCGGGCCAGAGAAAGGUGGUGGAUCUGCGGCCGCUGCGGCAGCUGCCGCUGCAGCGGGGGGCGGAGCCGAGAACUCCAUUGAACACUCGGACUACAGGGCCAAGCUGACGCAAAUCAGACAGAUUUACCACACAGAGCUGGAGAAAUAUGAGCAGGCGUGUAAUGAGUUCACCACCCACGUGAUGAACCUGCUGAGGGAGCAGAGUCGCACUCGGCCCAUCUCUCCCAAGGAGAUCGAGCGCAUGGUGGGGAUCAUCCACCGCAAGUUCAGCUCCAUCCAGAUGCAGCUCAAACAGAGCACCUGUGAGGCCGUCAUGAUCCUACGCUCCAGGUUCCUCGACGCCAGACGGAAAAGGCGGAACUUCAGCAAGCAGGCCACGGAGAUCCUGAACGAGUACUUCUACUCACACCUCAGCAACCCUUACCCGAGCGAGGAGGCCAAGGAGGAACUAGCAAAAAAGUGCAGCAUCACUGUGUCCCAGGGUGUAGGAACCACCAUCACAGUGUCACAGGUGUCCAAUUGGUUCGGCAACAAGAGGAUCCGGUACAAGAAGAACAUCGGCAAGUUCCAGGAGGAGGCUAACCUCUAUGCAGCCAAGACAGCGGUGACGGCAACCCAUGCCGUGGCAGCAGCCAUCCACAACAGCCAGGCCAACUCACCCACCACGCCCAACUCUGGCUUCCAGAUGAAAGAUGAGGAAUUUCAACUGGACUCUGCUGAGAGCAAAAACUCCCUUUUAACCAACAUGUUCACUGCCGGUUCCUCUGCCUCUUUUAGCCUCCCUAACUCUGGGGACAUGUUCAUGAGCAUGCAGAGUCUGAAUGGGGCCUCUUACCAGGGGGCUCAAGUCGGAGCUAAUGUGCAGUCACAGGGGGAUACCAUACGCCAUGCUAUCAGUCAGACGGUCGGAUACAAUGAUGGGCUACGGCAUCCCAUGUACAGUCCUCACAGUCUAAAUGGUAACGGGGGAUGGCACGGUGCACCUACUCCCUCCUCAGUGACGUCCCCAAACGAAGGGCCAGGCAGUGUGCACUCUGAUACCUCAAACUGACCACCUCACUGAUCGUCUCUUUUCCACCUAAUAUGCUACCGUGCCCUCGACCAAUGUGACUGAACCAAACAGAGGCCAAACAGAACCAAUCACCUCCCUCGACUGAGUCUAACCC
Messenger RNA from Oncorhynchus tshawytscha (Chinook salmon), 2593 nucleotides. RefSeq names its product pre-B-cell leukemia transcription factor 3-like. Bases 1066 to 2478 code for a protein of 470 amino acids. Lineage: Eukaryota; Metazoa; Chordata; Actinopteri; Salmoniformes; Salmonidae. Gene Ontology annotation, cellular component: nucleus. The record is from RefSeq and is a predicted model, not a curated record. Gene Ontology annotation, biological process: animal organ morphogenesis; brain development; regulation of transcription by RNA polymerase II. The transcript is spliced from 11 exons. Gene Ontology annotation, molecular function: RNA polymerase II cis-regulatory region sequence-specific DNA binding; DNA-binding transcription factor activity, RNA polymerase II-specific.